AUGGCGGCUGAAAAUAGCAUUUUGAAUGCUAUUGUGGCUCUUCGUCCUUUACGUGAUGAAGUCGAUAAUUUCUUUUUGUUUGAAGAAGAAGUAAAAACAGCUCUCACUUCAAUUUUUGAAAACAACCGUGUGGGCCAAAGCUCUUUGAAACGAGCUAAAAUGUCACAAAUUCCAGCGACAGCACUCCUGGAAGGAGAAGUGAAGAUGUGGCUUAAGAUGCUCCAUAGGCGCCUCAGUCCAAGAAUGAAGGCCCGAAGCGCUUGGACUGUAGAGUUUAAAAGGGCGAUGUCCUCGGAAAUAUUUUCCUUAAUUUUACAGAUGGUUAAAAAGGCCCGUUCCGCUUAUGGUGUUGUGCACAACGAAGAAAAACACACAGAUAUGAUCUACUAUAACAGAGAGAACAGACUGAUUCGAGAUUUUGCCCAGUUAUCUGAGCUAAGCAGAGACUCAGUCCGAGAAUUCCUUAUUAAGCAGAGUAAAAGAACAAGAAAAGGAACUUCAAAAGUUUCCAUAACUUCUGAAACGCCUUUCACUAUCACAUUUAUUAAGAGGACACAGCAAGUGGUGGUGAAAGCCCACUACAAAUUCACUAAUGAAUUUGGCUACACGUUUUCGUAA
Molecule: messenger RNA, 618 nt
Organism: Porites lobata
Lineage: Eukaryota; Metazoa; Cnidaria; Anthozoa; Scleractinia; Poritidae
Source: the annotation of a GenBank genome assembly